Messenger RNA from Ogataea angusta, 1749 nucleotides. RefSeq lists its product as uncharacterized. NCBI's taxonomy places the organism in Eukaryota, Fungi, Ascomycota, Pichiomycetes, Pichiales, Pichiaceae. The record is from RefSeq and is a predicted model, not a curated record. The transcript is spliced from 2 exons. Bases 1 to 1749 code for a protein of 582 amino acids.
AUGUCGAUUUUUUCCGAAGACGUCCUGCUGACGCGCUCCCGGAGCAACAGCGAGUCGCAGUUCAAGUCCACGCGCGCGGAAAAGCGUCUGGGCCGGCUGUUCAAGCCGCCCGCCAGCACGAGCUCGACCCCCAAACCGGGCCCCUCGAGCGCCAACAGCUCGACGGCCAGCAUAGCGUCGUCGGUGCCGGCUGCGGGCGCCAAGGGCGAGCCCAAGCAGCUUGCGCUGGAGGAUCUGAAGUACCAUGUUGGCCGCAACCUGCGCAGCAUGAGCCAGAGCGCGAUUCCUACCUCGCAGAAUGGCGGGCUGUCUGCGUCGGCUCUGCCCCGAAAGCCGUCGCUGGCGUCGCAGACGGCCGGCACGGACGGCAAGCUGACCACGUUGCGCGAGGUGCACGGCUCGCCCGGGUCAGAACGGCUGGCCUUUUCGGACACCAUGAAAAUGGCACACAAGGUGCGAUUUGUCUAUUCCGAGUUCACGGGCGUGCUGAGGAACUUGGGGAUCUCGAUCAACACACGCCAUCCAGGAGAGUCUUCGCGCGCAGCUGGCGACGCAGCUGGUGGAGCUGCUGAAGGACCUGCGCAAGAUCGUCGACCACCUCACGUUUCCGAGCCACAUGGUGGCGUCGAUGGGCACGGAAACGAUCCGGAUGGCGUACUUCUCGCUGUUCUCGCUGCUGGUGGAGCUGACGGGCAUCUGCAAGAUGCUCGACCCGUCGUUCGCGCCUCGGACGCAGCAGAAAGGCGCGCAUCCCGCCCAGGUCUCGGCGGCCCCGCUGGCGCCCCAGAAACUGCGCACGCAGCCGCCCAAGAUCAACAGGGCGCCGCCGCCAAAUCCGCAGCACGCUCAGACGAUUCCCGUUCCGCAGCGCCAGCCAUCCGUGCACCGCCAGCCGCUCAAGGUCGACACGAGUCUGCCGGCGGUCGCGCGGCAGGACUCCGAGCUGAGUGCCAUCAGCAACAUCGAGUCCACGACAGACAACGAGAAGCUGUACGACACCAUCGGCUUCACGACACAGGCGGCACACGCCGUGUUCACCCAGCUCAACGACGCGCUGGCCAAGAGCGCGAUCAGCACCGCGCAAAACACACAGAACUCGCACAUCUCGCCGGACGCCGUCCCAGACAACCAGGACCUGCCCAACAUCGCGCAGAAGGUGAAGGAGCUCACGACGUACUGCAUGAGCUCGAUGGAGCAGACCAAGCGGAUCCGGGCGGUGCUCAGCCAGACGCGCACCGCGCAGAGGCUCGACGAAGACCAGCAAUUGCGGCUCUACGAGGAGACAAACCUGUUUCUGAAGUCGAUCAUCAGCUUCCUGGCAGCCACGAAGGGCGCGUUGCAGGACAUGCCCGCGCUGAACGAGGUGCGUGGGGCGCUGUCGAGCCUGACGCGAGCCACCAAGGAGCUGACGAUCCGUCUCGAAACAAGCGUGCUCAAGCAGUCGGUCACGAACGCCACGGACCAGCCGCCGCUCUCGUCGAUCCCGUCGGUCGCCAACUUCCAGAACGGCCAUUUGGGCCAGGACGCCGCCGCCCGCACGGUCCCGUCGCCGCUCCCGGCGGAGAAGGAGGACUCGAUGCAGCAGCAGGUGAAAAGUCUCCAGACGAGCGGCCUCGAGCACGUGGCGCAGCUGCCGGUGACAACGCCGCUCGUGGCGUCCAUCGGGCCCACCGCCGCCUCGGUCGUGCUGCCGGUCGCCUCGCCGAUGGGCGUGACCGUCAACCCGCCCGAGUACAACCCGUUCGAUAA